Molecule: messenger RNA, 1069 nt
Organism: Guyanagaster necrorhizus
Lineage: Eukaryota; Fungi; Basidiomycota; Agaricomycetes; Agaricales; Physalacriaceae
Exons: 1
Coding region: 143-1012 (289 amino acids)
Source: RefSeq, a predicted model, not a curated record
UGCGACAUCACUACGUCAGCAAUCAUUCUUUCCCCCGCAGCCUCAAGUUUUGCCAGAGGCUGCAGCUUCUACAUUUCCCGACAGACUUGCAAGCAUCUUGAGUGUAAAUAGACACGCUGUUCGGGCGCUGGAUCAAUCCACAAUGGUGUCUAUAGCUUCACAAACGGGGCUCGUGGAAUACAGUAAUGAAAAUAAGUUUAUCACAAAUAUGGACGUAGGAAUCGCUUCCCUCCUUCCUACUUCACCACGUCUGCUAGCUUUAGAUGCCAUAGAUCCACUGGGGUUGGUAGGCAGAGACAUGUCUGCUUCUGUCGAAUCCGGUGACUUCUCUGCUGUAGAAAAUCGUGAUGGGGACAUUUCUUUCGACACCACAAUAGUAGAGAAAUCAUCGGAUCCUGUCGUGGAUCUUGCGCCUUCUGUCGACUCAUCAACGGGCGCCACUCCGAUGGUGAACGACUCCAGUAUGAACGCUGUCGCUUCAUCUACUUCGAGCGAUUGGGAAGAGGACUCCAUUGAAAAGGUGAUAGAAGAUUUAUUUGGGGAGGAGUCUUUUGAACCGGAUCCAGCCCUUGUAGUCCCCAGUCUUCCUGUCCUGCAUGGAGCGUCUCCUCUGCAUACGUCCCUGGUUCCAGCUGUAUCGACCGAGACAGAGAAAGAUCUCAAUGACCAUGCAUGGACCGGCUCUCCAUCUUACCAUUCCAUUCGGUCAACGCCUCCACGUAACCGUUCUGCCUCUAUCCAUUCCACCCCGCGCGCUUCCUCUCACGAUCGACAUUCCAUCCGGUCUACACCACCGUCCAGUCCCUUACCGCACAUUCAGCUUGCAUUGAUUAAAGAGAGGCAAUCACUAGCCACGCAAUUAUCCUCACCCUUCAAGAUACCCACGCAAAUGACGACUUCUCCCGUAAUACUUGCUUCAAGCCCACCGCCAGGAUUGAAUUAUGAAGAAGGCGACGAUCAUGCCGACCUGCUGAUUGACGAUCGAGUAAGUCAACGUGGAUAUGUAUCAUGAAGAAGUAGAUAUUAUUGAUCUUAUCAUUGGUCAGGGCGGAAACGUGUCCAGCGUACG